Staurois parvus is the source of this 2871-nucleotide messenger RNA. The record is from the annotation of a GenBank genome assembly. NCBI's taxonomy places the organism in Eukaryota, Metazoa, Chordata, Amphibia, Anura, Ranidae.
GAUUCUCAGGGCUUAAGCACUUUACUGGGACAUAGACACUGGCACGUUGUGCAGGUACAUAGCACUUACCUUGAAAGUAACUGGCCAAUCAGGUAUUCUGCCAUAGACAAGAAUGGGCAAAAUGUUGCUGUUGUUGGAAAAUUUGGAUUUGCACAUUAUUCAUUGGUCACCAAAAAAUGGAAGCUGUUCGGCAAUAUUACACAGGAACAGAACAUGACAGUGACAGGAGGUCUGGCUUGGUGGAAUGAUUUCAUAGUUCUAGCAUGUUACAAUAUAAAUGAUCAUCAAGAAGAGCUCCGGGCUUACCUUCGCACAUCUAACUUGGACAAUGCUUUUGCACACGUGACUAAGGUGCAGCUGGAGACUCUUCUCCUCAGUGUGUUCAGAGAUAUGAUGAUCCUGUUUCGAGCAGACUGCUCUAUCUGCCUCUACAGUAUUGAAAGAAGAUCUGAUGGGCCAAAUCCUUCAGUGUGUUUACAAGUCUUGCAGGAGGUGUCCAUGUCUCGGUACAUACCUCACCCGUCUCUUGUAGUGUCAGUUACCUUAACUUCGGUGAGGACAGAAACUGGUAUUUCAUUAAAAAUGCCUCAACAGGCUUGUGACGCAGAAAGCAUAAUGCUGAACCUAGCUGGUCAGCUAAUAAUGUUGCAAAGAGAUCGCUCAGGUCCUCAGAUUCGGGAAAAAGAUGCUGCAUCCCAACAGAGAAAGCUGCUGCCAUUUUGUGCUCCGGUGGUCCUAGCUCAGUCUGUGGAAAAUGUAUGGAGUACCUGUAGAGUGAACAAGCAAAAGCGCCAUCUUCUUGAAGCACUCUGGCUCAGCUGUGGUGGCUCAGGCAUGAAAGUUUGGCUUCCUUUGUUUCCUAGAGACAAUCGCAAACCACAUUCCUUCCUGUCCAAACGAAUAAUGCUGCCUUUCCACAUCAACAUCUACCCUCUAGCUGUUUUGUUUGAGGAUGCCCUGGUACUUGGGGCCAUCAAUGAGACUGUUGCUUAUGACUGUUUGAACAACCUUGGCUCUCCUGCUGAGCAUUUGGAGGUUCAGUUCCCUUAUUGUAUUGUAGAGAGGACCUCUCAAAUCUACCUCCACCAUAUCCUACGACAGCUCUUAGUCAGGAACUUAGGGGAGCAGGCUUUACUCCUAGCCCAUUCAUGUGCCUCUUUACCUUACUUCCCUCAUGUGCUAGAACUCAUGCUCCACGAAGUGUUGGAAGAAGAAGCUACCUCACGGGAGCCUAUUCCCGACCCACUUCUUCCAACCGUGGCCAAGUUCAUCACCGAAUUUCCCCUCUUUCUGCAGACUGUUGUUCACUGUGCACGCAAGACAGAGUAUGCCCUUUGGAAUUAUCUUUUUGCUGCUGUUGGUAACCCUAAGGACUUGUUUGAGGAGUGCCUAAUGGCCCAGGACCUUGACACAGCUGCCUCGUAUCUUAUUAUCCUCCAGAAUAUGGAGGCAGCAGCAGUGAGCAGGCAACACGCUACUCUUCUGUUCAACACUGCGCUGGAGCAAGGGAAGUGGGAUCUCUGUAGGCAUAUGAUCCGGUUUCUGAAAGCUAUAGGCUCAGGGGAAUGUGAAACACCUCCUGCUACUCCCACGUCACAGGAGCCCAGUUCUACUGGUGGGUUUGAAUUCUUUAGAAAUCGCAGCAUAAGUUUGUCACAGUGUGCUGAGAAUCUUCCUGUGGGAAAAAUUAACCUCCAGAAAGCUCUGAGCAUGCCAUCUGGCCCGGCAGGCAAACGGUUAAGUAAAGACAGUGACUGUGCAGAGAACAUGUACAUAGAUAUGAUGCUGUGGCGGCAUGCCCGGAGACUGCUGGAGGAGAUCAGACUCAAAGACCUUGGCUGCUUUUCUGCUCAGCUGGGCUUUGAGUUAAUAGGCUGGCUAUGCAAAGAGCGAACACGUGCUGCACGGGUGGAAGACUUUGUCACUGCCUUGAAGAAACUUCACAAGGAUUUCCUGUGGCCAUUCCCAGUUAUCCCAGCCUCAUCUAUCAGCUCUCCACUUAAAAAUGGCAAGUUCCGGGCAGUGAUUGGAGAUCAGUUCCUUAAGUCCCAAUCUGCAGAAAACUUCUUAAACAUGGACAUGGACAGCGGUGGACCUAGUGCUCCUCGAAGUCACAGUUGGAUGGGUAGUAUUGGGACCACCCAGAGAGAGAUGGACACGGCCUCUUCCCACAGCCCUCACACCCAGGACGCUUUCCUUUCUCCAUUAUUAAAUAAAGGAGAUGAAUGUAGUAUUGGAUCUGCAACUGACCUGACUGAGACCAGCUCUAUGGUGGACGGGGACUGGACCAUGGUUGAUGAGAACUUCUCCACCCUAAGUCUGACCCAGUCAGAGCUUGAACACAUUUCAAUGGAACUGGCCAAUAAGGGACCUCACAAAUCACAAGUUCAAUUACGAUAUUUGCUUCACGUGUUUAUGGAAGCGGGAUGCCUGGAGUGGUGUGUGGUCAUUGGCCUUAUACUGCGAGAGUCAUCCAUUAUUAACCAGGUUUUAAAUCUUAUGCAAUGCCCUGAAGUUGCAGAAGAAAUGUUACAGGGUAUACUAACCGGGCUUCAAGCAGUGGAUACUUGGGCCACAACUGACUGCCCUGGAUAUAAGCCAUUUUUAAAUAUCAUAAAACCUCAGCUCCAGAAACUGAGCGAAGUAGCAGUGGAACAAGUGCAGCCUGAAGUGUUUCAGCCCACAGUCAUCUCAAAGGUCACAGAACAAUCUAGCCCCAGGGCAGAGGAGAGCCGCAGCUCAACCAGCCACAGUGCCAGCCCUCAGAGUGACCUGGGCAGCUGUAAUGUCAGCAGACACGAGGAGAAUGUGUCUAGACAGGAGCAAGAGGAGGCCUUUCAGGAAGGGAGCUACGAUUGCAUUAUUUCUUAA